UAAGGAGAGGGAGAUUCUGGAGGAAUAGAAAGAUAGGAGCAAAGCAUUCCUAAGCCUUCUGAAGUAUUAGCUUUUAAGGCUCUCUAAGGCCCCAUCGGCUUUAUCGACUUUAUAGACCAAGACAAAUCAAAACUUCAAGAUGAAAUACAUCAUUGGUAUUGGCGGUGUGACCAACGGAGGCAAAACCACGUUGACGAAUGUACUGCUGAAAACAUUGCCUAAUUGCUGUGUAAUACACCAAGACGACUUCUUCAAGCCCCAAGAUCAAAUAGAGGUCGGGGAAGACGGCUUUAGGCAAUGGGAUGUCAUCUCAGCCUUGGAUAUGGAGGCAAUGGUUAACACGGUGAAAGGCUGGCAGGAGAAUCCGGUGAAGUUUGCCCGCUCCCACGGUGUGACAGUGUCACCUUUAUCUGAGGACCCUGAGAGGGACACGCACAUUCUCCUCGUCGAGGGCUUCCUAAUCUACAACUACAAGCCCUUGGCUGAGAUCUACGACAAGUGCUACUACAUUUCCAUUCCAUACGAGGAGUGCAAGAGGAGAAGAAGUUCAAGGACAUACACAGUCCCUGACCCACCUGGCCUGUUUGACGGCCAUGUUUGGCCCAUGUACUUGAGACACAGGAAGGAGAUGGACAACAACUGCAAUGCUAUUGUAUAUCUGGAUGGCUUGAAAUCGAAAGAUGAGAUCUACAGCCAGGUGUUUGGAAACAUUCAGAACAGCUUGUUGAAUAGCUAAUAGUGGGACCAUGGGCCGAAGACUUUGUGUAUAGAAUUGUAAAUAUCAUACUUCAGUUAACAAAACAUAGCUUCUAAAUCUAAUUGAACCUCCUUGUAUAUACUACAACGAAAGAUAACUUAUUCACUGUAACUAAAGACAGAAGCUAGGGAUUUUGUAUUGUUACAUAUUGUGAACGUCUUUUUUAACUGACUUACCUCAGGCUUUGCCAAAUACUGUACUGUAGCUGGCUUGAAGGCUGACAUUUUUUUGUUUUCACAUAAACAUAAACGUAAACCUUUGCUUGGAGGAUUGUUGUCCCCCCACAAAGAGACGUUUGAAUCAAUGAA
Molecule: messenger RNA, 1065 nt
Organism: Sardina pilchardus (European sardine)
Lineage: Eukaryota; Metazoa; Chordata; Actinopteri; Clupeiformes; Clupeidae
Gene: nmrk2
Product: nicotinamide riboside kinase 2
Exons: 8
Coding region: 140-736 (198 amino acids)
Cellular component (GO): cytoplasm
Molecular function (GO): ribosylnicotinamide kinase activity
Source: RefSeq, a predicted model, not a curated record